Molecule: messenger RNA, 4094 nt
Organism: Microtus ochrogaster (prairie vole)
Lineage: Eukaryota; Metazoa; Chordata; Mammalia; Rodentia; Cricetidae
Gene: Clspn
Product: claspin
Biological process (GO): mitotic G2 DNA damage checkpoint signaling; mitotic DNA replication checkpoint signaling; activation of protein kinase activity
Molecular function (GO): anaphase-promoting complex binding
Source: RefSeq, a predicted model, not a curated record
CGAGGGUGGGUGCUGUAGUGCGUCUAGGCGCGAAAGCUCGAACUCCGCUGCCGGGCUGGAGACGGCGGGAUCUGCCGCCGGCAAGUUGAAGUUACUGAGGACCGGUUCUCCCGGAGCCGCGCGGUACGGAGGCCGGAAUCAUGACCGGCGAAGUGGAUUCUGAGGUUAACCUGGAAGUCAGUGAUCUAAAAUUCGCUUCACAAGAAGCAGCAGACAGUCCGGUAGACAGUGGACAGGGCAGCUUUGAGACACUCGAUCCCCUGAGUGAAAGAGAUUCUGACGAAGAGAUAUUUGUGAGUAAGAAACCGAAGGGCAGGAAAGUGCUGCAGGACAGCGAUUCGGAGGCUGAGGACAGAGAUGUCGCUCCAGAGAUGGCCACCUAUGGCAGCGCGGAGGAGAAUAAAGAGAACUUGCACUCGAGGGAGAGCAGGAAGCACAAAAGCAUCUCUAAGACUCUGGCCGACAGCGAUGAGAGUAACCUGGAAGGAACUGUGUGUCAGGAGAGCCCUGGAACUCCAGAGACGUCUUCCUUAGAACUGAACCACCAGUCUGGACGCCCCACGGGUCUCACCCCUGACAGAAAGCUAGCCAAAAACCUCUCCAGAGAAGGAGCUGAAGGAAAAGCAAAAAUGAAAUCCAAGAGAAGACUCGAGAAAGAGGAGAGAAUGGUGGAAAAAAUUCGGCGGCUGAAAAAAAAGGAAGCAAAACAUGAGGAAAGCGUUGCAGACCAGCCGCUUAAUGACAGUGGCUGUCUUCUUGAAGACAGUGAUCUUUUUGAAACAGGUUUGGAAGAAGAAAACGACUCUCCAGUGGAAGAUGAAGAGUCAUUAGAGUCGAUAAGGGCAGCCGUGAAGGACAAAGUGAGAAAUCACAAGAAAAAGGAACCAUCUCUGGAGAGUGAGGCGUUUUCAUUAGAAGAGGAAAAUGAGUUAUCUAAAGGCGGUGGGAGGAAGGAAAGAAAGGCAGCGAAGUUAAGUAAGGAAGCAUUAAAAAAGCUACACAGUGAGACCCAGCGUCUUGUCCGAGAGUCUGCACUUAAUCUUCCAUAUCAUAUGCCUGAGAAUAAAACCAUUCACGAUUUCUUCAAACGUAAACCUCGGCCCACUUGCCAGGGAAAUGCCAUGGCCCUGCUGAAGUCGUGUAAGUAUCAGUCAAGCCAUCAGAAGGAAACCAUAACCACAGCAGAUGCAGCAGAGAUGAUCGCUGAUGACCCCAGCAAAGGCACUGAGCGGACACCAGGUAUAGAAAUCGCAAUGGGUACUAAUGUCUUACCUGAGGUCUCGGAAGAAGCUGGGAUCACCACUGGGUCAGAUGAAGCUCGGUCAGAGGAUCCGGUAAGACACGGAGAGCUGGAAAUGGAGGAGCCCGAGAAGCACAUUGAAGACAAACGUUCUCCUGGGGACAGAUCAGCAUCACAGCAGGAAUCCCCCAUCUCCAGGAACAAGGCCACUGAGGAAUGUCAGGUUGGAGAACUCACAGCAUCUGACCCUCAUGUCCUGGAGGGAGAAAAACUGAAAAAAACAGAAGAAACAGAUUCAAAAGAGGAAGAGCCAGAGCAAAAGACUAACUUGUCCGCGGUCGCACCCCCUGAAAAGGUGAGAAGAUUCACUGUGGACCGACUUCGACAACUGGGAGUGGACGUCUCCAUUCGGCCGCGGCUGGGUGCUGAUGGAGAUUCCUUUGUGACACUUGACGAACCUGAAACGAACAGAGAACUGGAAGCCCUGAAGCAGCGUUUCUGGAGACAUGCUAAUCCAGCAGUCACUCCUAGGGCUCGUCAGACGGUGAACGUGAACAUCAUAGUAAAGGACUUGGGCAGUGAUGGCAAGGAGGAGCUAAAGACAGAUGUGGUGCCCGUGACAUUGGCAGCUGAGAAGCUGGAUGAAGCAAGCCACACAAAACCAGGUGAAAAACUGCAGGUACUAAAAGCUAAAUUGCAGGAGGCAAUGAAACUCCGGAGGCUUGAGGAGCGGCAAAAGCGCCAAGCAUUAUUUCAAUUAGAUAAUGAAGAUGGAUUUGAAGAGGAAGAGGAAGAAGAAGAAAUGACAGAUGAGUCUGAAGAAGAUGGAGAAGAGGAGGUAGAAGAAGAGGAUCAAGACACUCAGGAGACUACAGAAUUUCUUCUUGGUAAUGAAGAUACAGAAACCAAAGAUGAAAAGGAGACAGACAAAGAAAAUACAGAUGGCAGUAGUGAAAUUGGCAAGUGUGUUGACCUCUCUGUUCCCAAGCCUCUCUCCUCAGAUUCCACCUUACUUCUGUUUAAGGACAGCUCUUCCAAGACAGGUUACUUUCCUACUGAAGAAAAAUCAGAAACCGAUGAACACUUGGGCAAGCAGUCUGACAAACUGGAUGAAGAUGACUUGUGUUCACUGCUAACAAAGGAGAGCAGCCACAAUAGCAGCUUUGAGCUGAUUGGCUCCACAAUUCCAUCCUAUCAGCCUUGCAACAGACAAACAGGCCGUGGGACCAGUUUUCUUCCUACAGCAGGAGGAUUCAGGUCCCCUUCCCCUGGACUGUUUCGAGCCAGUUUGAUCAGCUCAGCUUCGAAGAGUUCAGGAAAACUGUCUGAGCCUUCACUUCCCAUAGAGGAUUCCCAGGAUCUGUACACCGCCUCCCCAGAGCCUAAGACACUUUUCCUAGGGGCAGGAGACUUCCAGUUCUGUUUAGAAGAUGACACUCAGAGCCAACUGUUGGAUGCAGAUGGAUUUUUAAACAUUAGGAAUCACCGGAAUCGAUAUCAAGCUCUGAAGCCUCAGUUGCCACUGGCCAGUAUGGAUGAGAAUGCCAUGGACGCCAACAUGGACGAGCUGCUGCAUUUGUGUACUGGGCAGUUUACAUCUCAGUCUGAAGAGAAAUGCCAACCUAGGAAAACUGACAAAAAGGAAAACAUGGAGGAACUUCUGAAUCUUUGCUCGGGCAAAUUUCCUUCUCAAGAUGCCUCCCCUAUGGCUCCAUUGGAGCUGAGUAAGCAGGAGAAGGAGAGCAGCGUGGAUGAUCCUAUGGAAGAGGCACUUGCUCUUUGCUCAGGCUCUUUCCCAACAGACAGGGAGGAAGAGGGUAGAGAGGAGGAAUUUGGAGACUUUCAGCUUGUUUCAAAGGAAGAUGGAUUUGCUAGUGAUGAGGAUGAACACAGUGACUCCGGUGAUGAAGAGCUGGCCCUGGACCAGGAGGAUGAUGAGGAAGAGCUCCUAAAGCAAUCUGAGAAGAUGAAAAGGCAAAUGAGAUUACAGAAAUACCUGGAAGAUGAGGCAGAAGUGUCAGGAAGUGAUGUGGGAAGUGAAGACGAGUAUGAUGGGGAAGAGAUUGACGAAUAUGAAGAAGAUGUCAUCGAUGAAGCACUUCCUUCUGAUGAGGAGCUGGAGAGUCAGAUCAAGAAGAUACACAUGAAAGCCAUGUUGGAUGAUGAUAAGCGACGGCUGAGGUUAUACCAAGAGAGGUACCUUGCUGACGGAGAUCUGCACAGCGAUGGGCCUGGACGAACGAGAAAAUUCCGAUGGAAACACAUAGAUGGCACCUCCCAGAUGGAUCUGUUCCACAGAGACUCUGAUGACGAUCAGGCUGAAGAGCAGCUCGACGAGACUGAGGCCAGGUGGAGAAAGGAACGAAUUGAACGAGAGCAGUGGCUUCGGGAACAGGUUCAACAGGGGAAGAUUGCUGCUGAAGAAGAAGACAUUGGGGAAGACAGUCAGUUUAUGAUACUAGCCAAGAAAGUUACAGCCAAAGCGCUGCAGAAGAAUGCCAAUCGUGCUGUGGUUGUCCAGGAAUCAAAGUCUGUGCCCAGUAACCCUUUUGAAACCAUCAGACCAGGAAGUGCUCACCAGCUGAAGACGGGUUCCCUGCUGAACCAGCCCAAGUCUGUGCUUCAGAAACUUGCUACCCUGUCCGACCUCAACCCCAGCGCUCCCCGAAACUCAAGAAACUUUGUCUUCCAUACACUUUCUCCCACCAAGGCAGAGGCAGCAAAGGAAUCGCCUAAGCCUCAGGUGAGAAGAAAGGGGCCAUCAUUAAUGAUGUCACCAUCUCCAAAACGGCUAAAGACAGAUAAGAGCAGUCCAGGCCCAAAGCGAAGCAUCUUCAGAUACUUGGAAAGCUAA